GUUUUCUACAGCUGGCAGCAGCUGGUGUUGUAUUUCACACAGGCUGUGCUAGAAACGACGUGAGUCGGUCUGACAGUACUUUCAGUGUUCCUUUGCUGAAAUUUGACGCGACAGAAGCUGCUGGCAGUAGAUAGAAACGAUCGCUGUCUCAGAGAUUGUUGAUUCAGAUAAUGUAUGCCUUUAUCUCAUGAAUGAUAAUAGUUCAAUACGCGGAUGUAGCUCGUGCGGUACGGUCGGUUUGUACACUCCAUCAACAGAAUGCAGUAGAGCUCUUACGGUCAAACGGAAGCAGCGAAAAUGGCGGAGAAACGACCCGCGGUACAACUUAAACCGGGUAAGGUAGUGGGAUUGAAAGCGGUUCUUCCCAACGGAAGUGAAUGGUUUUGUUACAAAGCAAUACCGUACGCGCAACCACCUGUUGGAGCUCUUCGGUUCAAACCACCGGUGCCACUGGAGAAAUUCGAUCGUCACAUUCUGGAUUGCGGCCGCGAGGGGAACGUGUGCCUGACUAACAGUUACAUUCCACCAAAUGCGGUUGGCUCAGAGGAUUGUUUGUAUGUGAAUGUAUACACACCGGUUGCGCCACAGGAUUGUUUGAGGAGUAGAUUACCGGUUAUGAUAUGGAUCCAUGGUGGUGCUUUCUGUAGUGGGAGUGGUGAUUCCUCAAUCUACAAUCCCAGACAUUUGGUGCAAGAAGGAGUUAUUGUCGUAACAUGUAACUAUCGCCUAGGCCCGCUGGGGUUUUUGUGUCUCCCUUCAUUCCAGAUCUACGGAAAUAUGGGUUUGAAAGAUCAACGGCUUGUGCUGAAAUGGGUUCAUGACAAUAUUCGAUUUUUUGGCGGUGAUCCAAACAAUGUAACACUGUUUGGUGAGAGUGCUGGGGGAGCUUCUACCCAUUUUCACUGCCUCUGCGAGGAGUCAUCUAAGUAUUUCCAUAAAGCAAUUUGUCAGUCAGGAGUUGCAACAAGUUCACUGGUGCUACAGAAAGAUCCCGAAGUCAAGGCUCGUCGAUUGGCUCAGUUUCUUGGCUGUCGGGGGAAUACGGAUCGAGAAAUUUACGAAUUCCUGCAUUUCGUAUCAGCCGAGGACAUUGCUUUCCACCAGAAAGGUGCUCUUACCGAGUACGAGCAAACACUGGAUUCUUUAUACCCUUUCAAACCAGUCAUCGAGUCGUCGGAUUCCGAGAAUCCCAUUUUGACCGAGAGUGUCUUAGAUGUUCUCAUGAAACCAAACAGAAUCUCAAUUCCAAUAAUUUUUGGAGUUACCAGUGAAGAAGCCGCUUACAAAGCAAACUCAUUGUUAAAUAAUAUUGACAAGUAUAUAAAGGAACCGGCAAGGUUUGUACCUGAAUCUCUGUGUAUUCCCGAAGAUCUGAUGAAUCCAGUGGCUCGAAAGAUUACCAAAUUCUAUACUGGCGAUGCGGAGCCAACCCAGGAUAAAGCUUACGAUUUAACGAAAAUUUUCUCCGAUAAUUUUUACGUUAUUCCAACGCUUUUGGCGCUAGAAUUGCACAGCAAAUAUCAACAAUCGUCACCCCUCUACUUCUAUCGCUUCGCGAUGGAAUCGGAGUUGAACAAAUUUCGAGAUUUGUGGAAUGUGCCGGAAAAUUUUCGUGGUGCCUGUCAUGCCGACGAUAUCUGCUAUCUGUUCAGCUCGUCAUUUUUUUACACCAAAGCAGUCAAAUCUGGUAGCAGGGCAGAUCAGAUGCGAACCGUAGUCUGCAAAUUGUGGACUAAUUUCGCCAAGACAGGAAAUCCCACACCGGAAGGCUGCGGGCUGAGCUUUGUUUGGAAGUCAUACGACCGUCUCAAUGUCAACUGCCUUAAUCUAUCGGACACGAUCCAAAUGAUGGAUAAACCUUACCAUGAAAAGUUAGAGUUUUGGAGGGAUCUUUACACCCGGUAUAAUGGCUCUUUUUUAAUGCCAAAACUAGUUUGAUGCUUGAAGUUAUUAGUGCGAAUAACGUAAGGCGCUUUCAACACACAGUGGGUACUAAAAACGAGAAGGAUAGGCAAAUUUCGGAGCAGCUUCAAUGUCGAAUAUUAUCUUCCACAUUUGAAAUGAACAUCAUUAACACAUGUUAUGUAUUUGAUGUGACUAUGAUCAGCACCCGUUCCAGGAAAUUGACCAUAACUCGGUUGAGUUAUGACAGAUUCUAGAUAUUCUUGUAUAUUCAAUAAAACAAACCAUUUGAACGGUGCAAGAAGAAUUCAAAUUAUACCUCACGGUACGUUGUCUAUCCUACUCAUUUUUCGUACCCGGUAUAUAUUAUGUUCCGUAAUAUCACCCCAGAAACCGGAACAACAAUGUGAUAUAGUUCUCACGGGUUAGAAAACUAGCACAUACGAAAUAGGUUUAAAAUAUUUAUGAAGCUGUUAAAUAAAUUAAAUCAUUGUUACCACUGCUAA
This is a messenger RNA of Toxorhynchites rutilus septentrionalis, 2408 nucleotides long. RefSeq names its product esterase B1-like. The transcript is spliced from 4 exons. NCBI's taxonomy places the organism in Eukaryota, Metazoa, Arthropoda, Insecta, Diptera, Culicidae. The record is from RefSeq and is a predicted model, not a curated record. Bases 298 to 1938 code for a protein of 546 amino acids.